AGCCUAAAUUCUGAUUUCAUUUCCAGUGCCGAAAAUAAUCAUUUUAAACUUAGGAGCGACUGUGACCAUUUUCUCAUAUGGAAAACAAGGGAGAUUGUGGAUACUUUUUAAGUUCGAAAAUAGUGCGAUAUAUCUGAGCAUUUUGCAGUUCGGAAACAGGAUGAUUGUGAAUAUUUGCUAUUUUUGAAAGCUUGUUUGAUGAAUUAAUUAAUUCAUGAACUGGUGAAUUGAUGGAUGGAAUGGAGGCCGCUUCAUCGCCGCCCAUCGCACCUUCGCGAUCUCGGUCCUCGUCACGGCAACGGCCGCCGUCACCCAGUGGGUUUCUGCAAAAGACUGCACAUCACCGGGAUCGGUCAACUAUUGACGAACACAUUAGCUGCCCAGCGAACUCAAAUGCGCCAGCAGAGAACCAGAGUUCAGUUUCUGAAACCAAACGCCGACUACUUGCUAUACACAAGUCCAGAACGCAGCCAAUCCCGAUAAACGGCCUGGACCUUCAUGUCCAUGAACAAAACCCCUCUGAUCAAGUGUUCUCGAACAAUUGGGAAGGAUCUCAUGCGAGGGGUGGAGGAUCCCAAGCGAGGGAUGGUUCUUCUAAAGAAUCUGAACCUUUAACAGUGUUUGCCAGACACCGGAAGCCUCUGGAUAGACAAUCCAGGAAAGACAAAGAGACAAUCGAUAUUGGUCUCGGAUCUCUUGAACUGACUCCAGAAUCCCCAGUUUCGUCGAUAUCCUCCUCAAAGAGGAAGGUUUUCAACUUCCUAGACAAGCGCCAAAACUCGUUCUCGAGCUACUUAACCCAGAGCAGAAGAUUAUCCGCAUGCAGUGGUCCUGAUCCAAAUGAAACGUUAUCAAUUUUAUCUCAACCUGCUGGUAUUUUGGUCAAUGAUAAAAAAGAAAGAAACAAUCGAGUACAGAACUCUGGAUCGCUUCAAGAAAUCGUGACUGAUCCUGAACAAUCUUGUAAUCGUCGUCGUAGAAAAGAUGUCAUUCGAAGGUCAGUACACUUUCCAGAAAAUGAAGUUCAAUAUUUAGAGAACUCUUGCGAUGAAGUGGUAGUUUUUUCUUCUCUACACCCUUCAAAGAAUUGCACGGAUAUUACAACGCCUUCUCCCAUACUCACAAACCCGCACUUAAAAAAAUACGAGCUUCAUUCAGAAUAUAAUGGAUCAAAUAUUCAAACAUUUAGAGGCAUUUCAAAAUCUGCUACGACAUCAUUCGAAGGAGUAACAUUCACUAAAACCGAAAAAGAAAAUUCAAUAAUUCCAGAACACGUCACUCGCUCGAAAUACAAAGUUCCUCAAAAUGAUAUCCAGAAGCUGAAUUUUGGAAGCCUGGAUUCUGAUAGCCAUGUCAGUGGCAUCAGAGUUGGAGGAGUUCGCGAAUUUCAUGCGAAGGAAGAGCCAGCUGAUUUUUUCUUCUCUGGAGACUUGAGCGGCAAGUCUUCGGUGACUUCGUCUCAAUAUCCUCGUCUUCCAUCGAAAGACUCGGAGCCCAAGUCAUCAUCAAAGCGAAGCUCCGUCCACUCUUAUGAACUUGGAGCCAGCCAAAGAGGCAUAUUUAGUCAAUCCUCAUUGGAUAACAACUACGGGUUUUCAGGGGACAAAGAUCAAUCAUCAACGAUAUCUCGUCGAAAUCUGACGCACAAAAACAGCGUGGCCAGAAAGAUUUCAAACGAGCAAGAAAAUGUUUCCAACCCUCCUGUGAACAUCAAAAGGAAAACAGGCUUUGCACCAGUUACUCUUAUUCAACAUAACCACGAAGAAAACUUUACCAACCAUAGCCAGGAAUCCUCAAAGACAGCCAAAGAGUCUUUCUUUGAAAAGCCUCUAGUUGAACCAAGGAAGAAUCUGUUUAAGAGCUCCUCGACAUCAACAUUUAGGUUCUUCCCCCAGAGCAUAACUCUGAAAUCUAACCCGAACAAACCAUCUCGUAAGGGAAGUCGCGACAAAGUUCCCGCUUCCUCGCAUCGUUCCGCCUUCUUCUCGAGCCUGACAACCCCUCUUUCUCCCGACCUCGCCGACUGCCUCUACGCUAAGAUGAAGGGCAGCCAUGAGGGCAUCUUGGUCACCGCCUGCAGACUCGUGGAGGAGGAACAGGUCCUCAGGUUGAUCAAGGAACUCAACCUGUCCGGACAGCUCGAUUCAUCGAUCAUCAAUGAGUGCGACAAGACUGGUAGGACUGCGCUGAGUCACGCGAGCGUGAACGGCUACAGCCGCGUCGUGGCGGCCCUCGCUGCCCUGCCCGGCGCGGACCUCAACCUGGGGGACCACGAGGGCAACUCCCCUCUGCACCUGGCGGCCCAAGCGGGCCAUGUGGACGUGGUGGCGCACCUGGUCAACAGGUGCGAGGGCCACGUGGAGCUCGACGCGCGUGACCACGCAGGCUUCACGCCCCUCAUGAAGGCGGCGCUGCAGGGGCGUACAAAGGUCGUAAAGACGCUCCUCUUCGCCGGAGCGUCCCCGCACCUACGGGACUACGGGCGCGGGUUGACUGCCGUCGAGUGGGCCCGGUUCACGGGCCGGCAUCUCUGCUGUGACCUUAUCGAGAGCGUCGAGCGCUCAUGCUCGGCACAUGUCAGAGAGCGCUGGGCCAGCGAUCCUGAUCUGCAGAGAUCAUCUCCGCCUGCAUCGGUCUCUGCUGAGCACAGAGAGUCGUGGAUCAGGCAUAAGGUUACGGAAGUGAAAGUGGCAGACUGCUACCAAGAUCCCGAGGAGACCUUGAAAAGCACCUCCUUAUCAUCUUCCCCUGGAGACACGCACUCGUUUUCCUCUUCAAACAGCAAUAGCCCCAGAGUGACCAGAUCUCAAACUUCCCCUUCACACAACCGGUCUUCCUCCGACUCUCCAAAACCUUCAAGUUCUCCGGAGAAUAAAAUCGUGACUGUUGGUCUUUCUGGACAUUCUCAAAACCCUUCGACCUCUUCAACGUCUGAUAAGGACGACAUCAUUGGAAAAGAUUUCUCUAACUCAAGACAGUCCUUCCAGCCCAGAGUUUUGCCCUCCGCGAGCGCCACUAGCUUAUCAAAAAGCCAGCCUUGGGCUACCGAUAACACAGAGAAAAAAGCAAAUUCCCCGCAAAUUGUGAUGGCAGGAAUGAAAAGUGUCGCCCCACAGAGUGUAGUGACACAAACCAGCGGCGGAAGGGUGGUGACAGCCGCUGUCUACAGCAAAGGAGCUUCUGUUUACACGGUGCAGAAAUCAGCGUCGGUCCCCAAAUUCAGCGCUACAUUGCCUUCAAAACCAAAAGCCGUUUCUGCUUUCGAGAAAUCUAAGCAGUUCAGCUUCGAUAAUUAA
This is a messenger RNA of Hyalella azteca, 3296 nucleotides long. RefSeq lists its product as uncharacterized. Gene Ontology annotation, molecular function: protein binding. The transcript is spliced from 7 exons. NCBI's taxonomy places the organism in Eukaryota, Metazoa, Arthropoda, Malacostraca, Amphipoda, Hyalellidae. Bases 231 to 3296 code for a protein of 1021 amino acids. The record is from RefSeq and is a predicted model, not a curated record.